GAUAGACGACUUUUGCGAAAAUCCCACGCGGGAUGCAUUAACGGAAGGUCUCAUGAGUCUGCUGAAACCUACGGUGGAUCAACUGGAUGAUAGAAUUCGCUCUACAAGAAUAUGUCAAAUUGAGCUGAAACAACGGAUUGAAUCCUUAACAGAAGAACUUCAGAGGAUCAACGAAGCGUUGCAGUAUCCACUGGACACAGACUCCUAUGUAAAGAAACUUGUUAACGCUAAGCAUAAGAUUACUAUUGUUAGCAAUGUUUUGCAAACCACCCAGGAGCGUUUAAAUAAGGUGCAUCAAGCUGUCGAGAAAAGUACUGCCAAACGAAAGACACUCUUAGAUAAUAGUUCCUCAUAUAGCAGCACAACUAGCGAAGCGGGCAAAGACGAACCAGCUAAAGCAGAGACUGAUAAACAACAAUAAUUUCUUAUAUUACAUGUUUGAUCGAUAUGAUAUUAUGACCAAAUUGUUACUACAAGAUUAUUUAUAAGUUUUAUAUAUAUAAGAAUUUGUUACAUUUUUUCUUAUAAAUUAUGGAGACUCCAGUAGUUAAAUUGUCCGAUGAGGAACUUAAAACAGUUUAUGAGCCUUCUGAGGAUUCGUAUCUUUUAAUAGAUACUUUGGAAGCGGAUUUGAAUAUUCUGCAUGCGAUGAAACCAAGAAUUUGUUUAGAGAUAGGUAGCGGCUCUGGCAUAGUCAUUACAGCUUUGGCAAUGGCACUAAAGAAACAUAACGUUCACUUUAUUGCAAUUGAUAUUAAUCCUGAUGCAUGUAGGGCCACGAGAAGAACUAGUCUACUUAAUUCAGUCGACGUAGAUGUUGUUCAAAUGAAUUUAUUAGAUUGUAUACAAGCUGAACGUACAUUUGACAUCGUUUUGUUUAAUCCCCCAUAUGUAGUCACAGAAUAUGCAGAAGUGUUAGACGACAGACUUGUAUUUAAGACUUGGGCAGGUGGUAAAAAUGGUAGACAGGUUAUGGAACAGGUAUUUGUUAUUAUUCCUGAAAUUCUGUCAGAUGCAGGAUUGUUUUAUUUAGUCGUUAUCAAGGAAAACGAUCCUGAAUAUAUUAUGAGUGCAUUUAAAAAGUUAAAUAUGUCCGGUAAAAUUGUUCAUGAACGAAAAGUAAGAGGAGAGCACUUGUACGUUUUACGUUUUCGUAAAAUCAAGGAGAUGAGAAGUUAACAUCAGGGUAUAACAUCCAUAGGACAUUUUAUAAAAGUUUUUAAUUCUAUGAAAAGAAAAAAGAUGUUAUGGGUCAUGUCCUAGGUCUAAUUAAUAUUUAUCAUGAUAAAGAUAAGUGAAAUGAAUUAUAUUUACUUGAAUCAUGUUACCUUGCACUUUUCGUAGAUAACUGUGACACCAUUUAUAUAAUUUAUAAACCAUUGAUGUGUACUAUAUAAUUGCAAUUAAUACAGGCAUAAUUACAGGUA
Solenopsis invicta (red fire ant) is the source of this 1427-nucleotide messenger RNA. Its product is annotated as SNAPIN protein homolog. The record is from RefSeq and is a predicted model, not a curated record. Gene Ontology annotation, biological process: endosome to lysosome transport; methylation; synaptic vesicle exocytosis. Bases 532 to 1179 code for a protein of 215 amino acids. Gene Ontology annotation, molecular function: nucleic acid binding; S-adenosylmethionine-dependent methyltransferase activity; SNARE binding. Gene Ontology annotation, cellular component: synaptic vesicle; BORC complex; BLOC-1 complex. The transcript is spliced from 2 exons. NCBI's taxonomy places the organism in Eukaryota, Metazoa, Arthropoda, Insecta, Hymenoptera, Formicidae.